UGCCCCACGGCUAGCGGGCGCCGAGCGGGAGCCGCGCGGGAGCAGCGCAGCGACGGCGGCGGCGGCGGCGGUUGCGACCAGUAGCCGUUGAGACGCCUCUGCGGCAGCUGGUGGCGCAGGUGGCUUGCGUGGACGCGGGCAGAGGCGGCCGGUCCGCCACCGCAGCCCCAGCGCCUGCGGCCCCGGCAGGCGCGUCGGGGCAUCCCGAGGCAUCCUCCUUCUCCCGCCGCCCCGAGUGUUUGGGCUUCCGUCCUCCCUCCUGCAUCCCCUGGCCGUCCGCACCGCCUCACCACCUCCCCGCGCUUCGGACCCCCGGCCUCACCCCCGAAACAUGACUCGCGAUUUCAAACCUGGAGACCUCAUCUUCGCCAAGAUGAAAGGUUAUCCUCAUUGGCCAGCUCGAGUAGAUGAAGUUCCAGAUGGAGCUGUAAAACCACCCACAAACAAACUACCCAUUUUCUUUUUUGGAACUCAUGAAACUGCUUUUUUAGGCCCAAAGGACAUAUUUCCUUACUCAGAAAAUAAGGAAAAGUACGGCAAACCAAAUAAACGAAAAGGCUUUAAUGAAGGUUUAUGGGAGAUAGAUAACAAUCCAAAAGUGAAAUUUUCAAGUCAACAGGCAUCAACUAAACAAUCAAAUGCAUCAUCUGAUGUUGAAGUUGAGGAGAAAGAAACAAGUAUUUCAAAGGAAGAUACUGACCAUGAAGAAAAAGCCAGCAAUGAGGAUGUGACUAAAGCAAUUGACAUAACCACUCCAAAAGCUGCCAGAAGAGGAAGAAAGAGAAAGGCAGAAAAACAAGUAGAAACCGAGGAGGCAGGAGUAGUGACGACAGCAACAGCAUCUGUUAACCUAAAAAUGAGUCCGAAAAGAGGACGACCUGCAGCUGCAGAAGUCAAGAUUCCCAAACCGAGAGGCAGACCCAAAAUGGUAAAACAGUCCUGCCCUUCAGAGAGUGACACGGUAACUGAAGAAGACAAAAGUAAGAAAAAGGGGCAAGAGGAAAAACAGCCUAAAAAGCAGCUUAAAAAGGAUGAAGAAGGCCAGAAGGAAGAAGAUAAGCCAAGAAAAGAGCCAGACAAAAAAGAGGCAAAGAAAGAAGUUGAAUCAAAAAGGAAAAAUUUAGCUAAAACAGGAGUUACAUCAACCUCUGAUUCUGAAGAGGAAGGAGAUGACCAGGACAGUGAAAAGAAGAGAAAAGCUGCAAGAAGUUUUCAGGCUGCUCAUAGAAGGAAUAUUCUGAGAGGCCAAUAUGAGAAAGAAGUAGCAGAAAGAAAACGCAAGCAAGAGGAACAAAUGGAAACCGAGCAGCAGAAUAAAGAUGAAGGAAAGAAGCCAGAAGUUAAGAAAGUGGAGAAGAAGCGAGAAACGUCAAUGGAUUCUCGUCUUCAAAGGAUACAUGCUGAAAUUAAAAAUUCCCUCAAAAUUGAUAAUCUUGAUGUCAACAGAUGUAUUGAGGCCUUGGAUGAACUUGCCUCACUUCAGGUCACAAUGCAGCAAGCUCAGAAACAUACAGAGAUGAUCACAACACUGAAAAAAAUACGGCGAUUCAAAGUUAGUCAGGUUAUCAUGGAAAAGUCUACCAUGUUGUAUAACAAGUUUAAGAACAUGUUUUUGGUUGGUGAAGGAGACUCUGUGAUCACACAAGUGCUGAAUAAAUCUCUUGCUGAACAGAGACAGCAUGAGGAAGCAAAUAAAACCAAAGAUCAAGGGAAGAAAGGGCCAAACAAAAAGCUAGAAAAGGAACAAACAGGUUCAAAGACUCUAAAUGGCGGGUCUGAUGCCCAGGACAGUAACCAACCACAGCAUAAUGGAGACAGCAGUGAAGAAGGCAAAGACAGCCACGAGGCCAGCAAGAAAAAGCCAUCCAGUGAAGAGAGAGAGACUGAAAUAUCUCUGAAGGAUUCUACACUAGAUAACUAGGUUGACAUACCUGGAAUACAAAGAACAUUUGAGAAGUUUCUAAUGGUUUUCACUUGAAAUACUUAGAUUGCAGAAAGUUUUACAUUUUUAUAAGCUUAGGUUUUGAUGUUUAAAACUUGUUUUGAGGGAGAAGUAAUCCCUUUAUCUUUGUUUAAACAUUGCUAAUUGUACUUGUGCAGUAUUAACAGCUACAUUAUACAGUAAAUGUGAGGGAAAAUCCACUUAGGAAAUGUUAAACUGCUUUUCCAGACAUUGGUUGUAGAAUAUUUCCAAUUAGUGUGUGUGUGUUAAUGUGUAAUUGAUAGUAGAAAAGUUACAUUUUUUAAAUUGCUACUUGUAUAAACCUUUCCUCUAUUCCCAGAUACUGUGGGUUUUGUGCAUAGUUUUUACAAAUCUUGGAUUUAUCAGACUGUCUUUUCACUGUGUGGGUUUUGUAGAAGUCAUACAUUUUUAUGAUAGAUAAAAUGUUACUUCUAUACAACUACUCUCUCCUUUUAUCAAGUUAAUUUUUAUCUCAGUCUACAUUGUGCUACAUUAUCCUGCUGCUUUGUAACGUGUGGUCUGUAUACCUUUUUGUAUGACUAGAUAAUCCAAUGUGAACUGACAAUUCUACAAGAUAGAAAACUCUUGUUAACUUUUGAUGGUAAUUAAGUUUUUUUGGCUGGGAAUUAAGUCGUAAUUUUCCUGCAGAGAGCAGAAUGGGGUAUAAUAGAGGAAUGAAUCUGGCUUUAGGAUUCAACCACCCAAGAUCUUUUGCAGGCACUAGUAGUUGAAACUGAAAACUAAAAGAUAAAAGUUUAUUUUCGAGAAAUGUCUCAAAUUUCUGAAUGUUUCUAAAGUCAUGCUCAUUAAGGAAGUCAUUAAGUAUUUUUUUAAUUGGAAAAAAAUUCAUAAUGCUUAUAAGGAAACCCAACUCAUUUGAAAACAUGGCUUGGGAAUUUUUAUUCCUGUAUCAUACAUGUGAUAGGACUACAAAAAGUGAAAAUGUUGCUCUGAGGCAGGAGACCAAAAAAAGGAGUACUUUGACGGUCUGUGUAUACAAGUAUAUGGACUAAAUCAGGGUGAACCAAGGUUAACACAAAAUUUAAGAAAAACUUAACAGAUAGCAUUUUUGGAAUAUUAGGUCAGUUGGUGGUUAAAACACUUGUGAUGUUAACUGAAUAUGGGGAAAAAUAGCUUAAUACCAGUGUUUGCAUGUCACAUGCAUUGUAUGUUUUGACCUCUCAGAUAAUUGUUUUCAUCUACAGAUGAAAAGUGUGAAUAACUUCCAAUAAUAGUUUUGCUUUUGAGAAGUCUUUGAAUGGGAACUAAGACCCACUGUUUUCUAUUACAUUAUAUCUGGUACUGAGUACAAUUUAAAUUUGGGCAGAUUUAUUCUAGUUAAGCCAUAAGUGUCAA
Molecule: messenger RNA, 3319 nt
Organism: Manis javanica (Malayan pangolin)
Lineage: Eukaryota; Metazoa; Chordata; Mammalia; Pholidota; Manidae
Gene: PSIP1
Product: PC4 and SRSF1 interacting protein 1
Source: RefSeq, a predicted model, not a curated record